UAUGGAUGGCAGCGACCGGCGCGUGCCCUUCGUAAUCGGGAAGUCGAAGAAGCCGCGUUGUUUCCGGGGCUAUAUGCCUGUGCGUUACAGGCAUAGUGGUAAAGCGUGGAUGACGCGCGAUUUAUUCGUAGAGUGACUGAGCGAAUUUGACCGCGACAUGCACAAGCAAGGCAGGCGCGUGCUGCUCGUGGUCGACAACUGCUCCGCGCACCUCGUACAAGCCUCUCUGACGGCAGUGACCCUGCUUUUCCUGCCGCCCAACAUAACGUCUAAAGUGCAACCGCUUGACUUGGGCAUCAUUCGCGCGUUUAAGAGUUAUUAUAGGCGCCGCGUUGUAGAGCGCUUGCUCAUAGCUGUUGACCGCCCGGCAGCCAACCUGCCGCUUCGGGUGACUUUGUACUCAGCUUUGGAGAUGCUGAAGGCAUCGUGGAUGGAGGUGACGGCUACAUGCGUGCAAAACUGUUUCCGCAAGGCCGGCUUCGUUGACGUCGGACCCGAUGCCAAGCCUGAAGCUCCCGAAGAGGACCAAUCCGGCGGCGAUUUGUGGCAGCGCGUCGUCGACUCUGACAUGGGAGAGCGGGACACCUGCUGGGAGGACUUCAUUACGGCCGAUGAUGAUGCCGACACUGCGGAACCGUGCACGGACGAGGGCAUAGUGAAUGAAGUGCACGGCAAGAGCGAUUCGGAGGAAUUGGAUGACGACGACGACGAAACUUUAGAGCCAGCGCCCACAAGCGUGCCUGUGGCAAUUGGCUACAUAGAUAGCCUCAGGCAGCUUGUAUAUGCCAAGGGCCUUGGCGAAGAACACGCUGCCGCCUUAAAUAAACUCGAGACUGUACUUAUCACAUCUGCGCUGUCGAAACAGACGUGCAUCACGGACUUUCUCGCAAAAAAAUAAAUUUUUGGUUUUCACUUGCAACUUUUUUAAAGCUGUGUUUCAUUUACUACGAACUUCGGGAUAUAACGAACGGAUGCCGCGUCACGCUCAGGUUCGUUAUAAGCGGGCUCGACUGU
Messenger RNA from Rhipicephalus sanguineus (brown dog tick), 1014 nucleotides. RefSeq names its product tigger transposable element-derived protein 6-like. Lineage: Eukaryota; Metazoa; Arthropoda; Arachnida; Ixodida; Ixodidae. Bases 158 to 898 code for a protein of 246 amino acids. The transcript has a single exon. The record is from RefSeq and is a predicted model, not a curated record. Gene Ontology annotation, molecular function: nucleic acid binding.